Messenger RNA from Penicillium verhagenii, 1143 nucleotides. RefSeq names its product TauD/TfdA dioxygenase family protein. Gene Ontology annotation, molecular function: 2-oxoglutarate-dependent dioxygenase activity. Lineage: Eukaryota; Fungi; Ascomycota; Eurotiomycetes; Eurotiales; Aspergillaceae. The transcript has 5 exons. Gene Ontology annotation, cellular component: cytoplasm. The record is from RefSeq and is a predicted model, not a curated record. The coding region runs from base 1 to 1143 and encodes 380 amino acids.
AUGGCCCCUUCAGUCGUCGAGAACGUCGGACUUCGUUCCGCGACAUUCACAGUGCCCCUCAAGACGGAUACAGGACACAACAAGGAGAAUCUCAUCGGAUACAAGUAUGAGAAAGAAGCCGAGCUCAAUGGCACCGAUAAGAUUGCUCCGGCUUCAUACCCUAAUUAUCUUCCCGUGUGGGACAAUGAAACUGAGAGAUACCCACCUCUAACCCUCUUCGAGCACUACGACCACGGCAAAGACGCAGACCCAAGCUUCCCAGAUCUCUUCCCAAAAGGCCAAGCCGAACUCGACGACAUCACACCCUUCAUCGGCACAGAAGUAAAAGGUGUUCAACUAAGCAAACUAUCAAAAGCAGGCAAAGACCAGCUCGCUCUCUUCGUCGCCCAACGCCGAGUAGUCGCCUUCCGCGACCAAGACUUCGCCUCCCUCCCCAUCCAAGAAGCAGUCGACUACGCCGGCUACUUCGGCCGCCACCACAUCCACCAAACAUCCGGCGCCCCAAAGGGCUUCCCGGAAAUCCACCUCGUAUUCCGCAGCGCCGACGACUACACAGGCAGCAAGUUCCUCGAGCAGCGCACAAACACCAUCACCUGGCACAGCGACGUCACGUUCGAGAAACAGCCGCCGGGCACAACGUUCCUGUACGUGCUGGACGGGCCCACGACGGGCGGCGAUACGCUCUUCGGAGACAUGGCGCAGGCUUAUAAGCGGCUUCCGCCCGAGUUUCGACAGCGGCUGCAUGGAUUGAAGGCGGCGCAUUCGGGCGCGGAGCAGAUUAAUGCUAGUUUGAAUGGGGGCGGCAUUGCGAGGAGGGAUCCGGUUGUUUCGGAGCAUCCGGUUGUGAGGACUCAUCCUGUUACUGGGGAGAAGGCGCUUUAUGUGAAUCCGCAGUUUACCAGAUAUAUUGUUGGGUAUAAGAAGGAGGAGUCGGACUACUUGCUCAAAUUCUUGUUUGAUCAUAUUGCUCUUUCGCAGGAUUUGCAGGCUCGUGUUCGGUGGAAGGCUGGGACUGUUGUUGUUUGGGAUAACCGGUUGGCUUGUCACUCUGCUGUGUUUGAUUGGGAGGAUGGUCAGAGACGACACAUUGCUCGUCUGACACCGCAGGCUGAGCAGCCCUACGAGACACCUUUUGAGGGUUGA